AUGGCUAGAUGGGAUGAAAUUCUCUCCCUGCCAGUGCAGAGCCCUCCAACCUUGGAGUUUGGUGCUACCGACCUCGUGUGGUCACGUGUCGAAGGCUGGCGUGACAACAUAGACAGGCUAGCCUUAAUCCCUUUCGCCAGGGUGGACGAUUUUGUCAGGGGCGAAUCAAACAACAAAGAAUGCCCCACAAGAUUCCAUGUUGAGGCAAGGCGAAGGCGCCCUCCGAAGAUGCCCUUCAAACCCAAAGUCGACGGCAUACUUGAAUAUAUCCUGUACUGGUGUUCCUUUGGCCCGGAUGACCACAGAAAAGGAGGCAUCGUACGUCCCAGCCGGACGACCUACGUGCCAAAAAAGAAGCCCGCGGGCCGGCCCAACACGAAGAGGGGCUGCACGUGCCACUUCAUCGUGAAGCGCCUGAUUGCGGACCCCUCAGUGGCCCUCGUCAUAUACAAUCAGGACAAGCACGUGGACAAAAGGGGGCUGCCAUGCCAUGGGCCCCUUGACGAGGAAGCCGCUGGGACCCGCGCCAUGUAUGCCCCCUACAUCUCGGAGGAGCUGCGCCUUCGUGUACUGUCCCUUCUCCACGUGGGGGUCUCGGUCGAGACCAUCAUGCAGAGGCACAACGAGUCGGUCGAAAAGCAGGGGGGCCCGUGCAAUAGGGACGACCUAUUGACACACAGAUAUGUCCGUAGGCAGGAGAGAAGCAUAAGACGGUCUUCGUAUGAGCUGGAUGAAGAUGAUGAGGUCAGCAUUGGCUUAUGGGUCGAGACCCACAGGAGCAGCGUUUUCUUUUACGAGGAUUUUUCUGGCUCGGACCCUUUUACCCUCGGCAUUCAGACCGAGUGGCAGUUGCAGCAGAUGAUUCGGUUCGGAAACUGCCGCCUUUUGGUUUGUGACUCGAGAUUCGGUUCUAAUAAGUUGAAGUAUCCUGUUUAUAGCCUUGUUGUGUUCAAUUCGGACAACAAGGCUAUCCCGGUGGCUUGGGUAAUUACGCCUAGGUUUGCAAGCAGAGAUACGCACAGGUGGAUGCGGGCCCUCUACAAUAGAGUUCGUGCAAAGGACCCAACUUGGAAAUUGGCCGGGUUUGUUGUGGAUGAGCCUUCAGCUGAUAUCCUGGCUAUCAGGGAAGUCUUUGAGUGCUCAGUACUGAUAUGCUUUUGGAGAGUUCGUCAUUCGUGGCAUAAGAAUUUGAUGAAGAGAGUCUCAGAUACCGAUAAACGUGUUGAGAUAGCCAAAAAACUCGGUGAUGCUGUCCAGAAAACAUGUAAAGGAGCUGGCACGGCCAACGCGUUCGAAAAUUUCAUUGUGGAAUCUGUAGAUGCUGCAGCGUUCAUGGACUACUUCAAGGCAAUUUGGUACCCGAGGAUAGGUAUGUGGACACGAGCUCUCAAAACUCUUCCCUUUGCCAGCCAAGAAACCUGUGGUGCCAUGGAGUUUUAUCACAAGCAGCUCAAGAUUCGGCUCACGAACGAAAAAGACAAAAGCGUGUACAGACGUGCGGAUUGGCUCGUGAACAAGCUAUUCAACAAAGUUCACUCUUAUUUCUGGCUCGACGAGUACUCACAGAAAGAGGAUUACGAACGGUAUAGGAAAGACGAGUGGAUGAGCGGCCCCACUGCCUGGCGUAAGUCGUUGACAAUCCCAGAUUCUUGUGUAACAAUGGAGAACACAUACGCUAAAGUUAUUACGGAGCUGGACAAGGAAAAAACGGUGCAUUUAGUUCGAAACCCUGGUUCGGAGUACGCGAUCUGCGACUGUGAGUGGGCCGAAAACGGGAAUUUGUGCGAGCACGUUUUUAAAGUGAUCAAAUUUUGUCGUGAAAAUCGAUUAAGUACCCCAUCACUGAGUAUGUUCCAGUAUGGUCAGUCCUUGAUUAAUAUGCUGCACUCACAUCCGUGCGAUUCUUUAGUUCGUGAUCAUGCGGUUACUUUAGCCGUCUGGGUACAGUCGCAAUUGAAAAGGCCAAUUGGUCGAGAAAACGGAAAUGCUUCGGGGGAUGAAGCUUACGAGCCAUCUGUUGAUAAUCAGUUAAUUAUUGCUAAACGUAGGCGUGCAGACUGUGAAGAAGCAGAGGAUAAUAAUGAUCACAGCCCGAAUCGUGAUCGGGCGGGUGGGGACCGGGUUGAGAUUCCCGGGCCUGACGUGGAAGUUGACUCAUCAUCGACAAACGAGAAUCUUUCAGCUACAGACGGUCAGUUGAAGAAUCAGGAAAAGGGGGAAUGUGAAACCGACGGUGGUAAAACUUGA
This is a messenger RNA of Striga hermonthica, 2247 nucleotides long. NCBI's taxonomy places the organism in Eukaryota, Viridiplantae, Streptophyta, Magnoliopsida, Lamiales, Orobanchaceae. The record is from the annotation of a GenBank genome assembly.